AAAUAAAUCCAUUCAUUGAGUAAAAUAGUAUACGAAAACACGACAUCGUAGUGUGAAUUUGUUUCAUUUUUUUCCUCAAAGUUUGAAAUUAUUAGCAAGCAAAAAUGGAAGAGCCACAAACGCCGUCACGGCUAACAAAUGACGAUUUUCGUAAGUUGCUCAUGACGCCACGAUCUUCGUCAUCAUCGAGCCAUGCACCAGGCUCGAUUCGUGAGGCGAUGGCAAAGUCAUCGAGCGGUGUUAUCAAACUUGAUAUGCCACCACCAUCCGAGAGACACGAGGCCCGUCGAAAAAAGAAGAAUUUCUAUGCCCAAUUAAAGAAGCAAGAGGAUACAAAACUACAAGAAUUGGCUGAAAAAUACCGCGAUCGUGCCCGUGAGCGUCGUGAUGGCUCCACUCAAGAUUAUCAACCAAUUGAUCCGACAACUGGUGCAAACGCAUAUCGUGCUGUAGCGCCCGAUUCAAAAUCAGGCCUUGAUGCAGCCGAACGUCGUCGUCAAUUAAUUCAAGAGUCAAAAUUCUUGGGAGGAGAUAUGGAGCAUACGCAUUUAGUCAAAGGGUUAGAUUAUGCUUUGUUGCACAAAGUGCGCAGUGAAAUUAUUGAGAAAGAAAAAGAGCAAGAAUUUGAAAUGGAGAAACUGGCAGAAAUGGCCGAACAAAAAGAAAAUGAAAUAAAAGAUGGUGAACGUAGUGGCAAAGAGGAGCCAGAACAUCGAACUAUAAUGGGGCGAAAUAUCUUCAAUACAAUUCAAUUUUAUCGAUCUCGUAAUGUUGAACGCAAUGAACUUUAUGCACCGGGAAGAAUGGCAUAUUCGUAUGAUGUCACCGAAACAGUUGACGAAGUCGAAUCCGAUAUUCCAACUACAUUAAUUCGAUCGAAGGCUGAUGUGCCGCAGAACGAAGAAGACUUACAUACAUUGACUACAAACGAUAUUGUUAUCAAUAAAUUGGCACAAAUUCUAUUGUAUUUGCGUCAAGGUGGAAAGGGAAAGAAAAACAAACGUCGUGACAAAGAUAAGCCAUUGCUGCAAGAUGAAGAUCAGGCGGAAGCACCGGAUAAUGAACGAAAUCGUUCGAGCCGUGAUAAUAAAAGCAGUAAAAAAUCGAACGAUUUAUCGAUUUAUGAUGAUAUAGAUGAAUAUCGACCAUCACGGCGAGAUGAUGGCGCCUCAUCGAGCAAACACCGAAAUCGAAAUUACUUUGACAAAUCUAGUGAACAAGAGGAGCGUGAAGCUGGCGGUAUCACAGUGCCACCACCACCGAAAAUCAAUUCAAAUCUCAUCUCAAAGCUAUCCACGCAAGUGGAAGGUUAUGCCGAGUGCUAUCCUGGUUUACAAGAAAUGAAUGACGCUAUUGAUGACUCCGAUGAUGAAGUCGAUUACACAAAAAUGGAUCUGGGCAAUAAAAAAGGGCCGAUUGGUCGUUGGGAUUUCGAUACACAAGAGGAAUACUCGGACUAUAUGAGUUCAAAAGAAGCGCUACCAAAAGCCGCAUUUCAAUAUGGCGUUAAGAUGCAAGAUGGUCGCAAGACUCGCAAAAAUAAGACAGAGAAAAAUGAAAAGGCCGAAUUGGAUCGUGAAUGGCAAAAAAUUCAAAGUAUUAUUCACAAACGGAAAAAUAAGGAAGGAGGCAGCUCAAGAGAUGACGAGCCAGAAUACAAAGUUCCAAAAUACUAACCAUUUUACAAUUAAAAACAAUCAUAUUCGUAGAUUUUAUUUUAGCCGAUUUAACAUGCACAUUCGUGUGGUUUUUUAUUUAAAAAAAAAAAUUAAAAUUCAUUUGAAAUAAACAUUUUUCCCGA
This is a messenger RNA of Contarinia nasturtii (swede midge), 1801 nucleotides long. It is a transcript of the gene beag, whose product is annotated as protein Red. Gene Ontology annotation, cellular component: nucleus. The coding region runs from base 105 to 1676 and encodes 523 amino acids. The transcript is spliced from 3 exons. NCBI's taxonomy places the organism in Eukaryota, Metazoa, Arthropoda, Insecta, Diptera, Cecidomyiidae. Gene Ontology annotation, biological process: mRNA splicing, via spliceosome. The record is from RefSeq and is a predicted model, not a curated record.